This is a messenger RNA of Medioppia subpectinata, 306 nucleotides long. The record is from the annotation of a GenBank genome assembly. NCBI's taxonomy places the organism in Eukaryota, Metazoa, Arthropoda, Arachnida, Sarcoptiformes, Oppiidae.
AUGCUUAAUGACUUAUUUGAGACAUCGAUACAGAGUUUUACGCUAACCUCACACGCGAUCAAUACGUCGGCCGCCGCCUCACUAUUGGCGGGCGCGGCCACCGAUGAUCAGUCUGAAGACGAGCUGAUCCCACCGACCAGUUUGUUGGAGUUCCCACUGUUGGCCUACUAUUGCAACGACAUUUUGGCCGCCAUGAAUGAGAUCCGUCGGACCACACCGUUGGCCACAAUCGGGCCGUUGACCAACGCGUUGAACGACUCGUUCCAACGCGUCUCCAACGCUAUCACCAAAUACUUUAGGUAUUGA